UGUCCCCUUCUCAUCAUCCCAGUCACUCAGGUACCCAAGCAGAAGUGUCAGGAGUACAGACAGACAGACUCAGCAUCACAGCAACAAUGACCUCAUCAGUCCUGGGGAUGAUCAAGGAGGAGGUGACCUGUCCUAUCUGUCUGGACCUCAUGGUGGAGCCUGUGAGUGCAGAUUGUGGUCACAGCUUCUGCAGAGCCUGCAUCACACUGAACUAUGAGUCCAGCAAAAUCAAAGAAGGAGAAGGCAUCUGCCCUAUGUGCCAAGUUAGUUAUGUGUUUGGGAAUCUGAGGCCUAAUUGGCACAUGGCCAACAUAGUGGAGAGGCUCAAGGGGUUCAAGACCAGCUCAGAGGAGGAGCAGAAGGUGGAUGUCUGUGCACAACAUGGAGAGAAACUCCAGCUCUUCUGUGAGAAGGACAUGGUGGCCAUCUGCUGGCUUUGUGAGAGAUCUCAGGAGCACCGUGGUCACCAAACAGCUCUCAUUGAAGAGGUGGCCAAUAAGUACAAGGGGAUGCUCCAGGCUGCCCUGGAGAUGCAGAUGGCUAAUGAGAAAAGAUGUGACCAGUGGGAAGAUGACCUUCAAAAGGAGAGAACUUCCUGGGAGAACCAAAUGCAGAGGGAUAUAGAAAACGUUCAGAAGGAGUUUAAAGGACUGCGGAAAUUCCUGGACUCCAAGGAGAAGAAUGAGGUGGAGGAGCUGGUGCUAGAGAAGGAAGACACUAUGAACAUCCUGGCAGUGUCUCAAACUGAGCUGGAGAAGCAGAGGGAGUCAGUGAGAGACCUCAUCUCAGAUCUGGAGCAUCGGUUGGAGUGCUCAGCCAUGGAGAUGCUGCAGGGUGUGAAUAGUGUCCUAACAAGGAGUCAGAACUUAAGACUGAAACAGCCCAAAAUGGUCCCGACUAAACAGAGAAAGAUCUUCCAAGCUCCAGAUCUGAAAGGCAUGCUGCAAGUGUUUCAAGGACUUCUGGAUGCCCAGCGCCACUGGGUUCAUGUGACCCUGCCUCAAUGCAACAAUAAAAACAUUGUCAUUAACAUGGACAAAAGACAAAUACAACAUAGAAGUGGUUAUAGACGAAAUUUGGAAGUUUCUGAGUCCUAUGAUUUAGGUGUCCUAGGGUAUCCAGCUAUCCACUCAGGGAAACAUUACUGGGAAGUAGACGUGUCUGGAUGUGAUGCCUGGCUCCUGGGAAUAAAUGAUGGAAGAUGUGCUCAACCCCAGCUUCCUUCAAUGACUCAACAGGGCUUCAAAGACAAAUAUAAUUCUGAUGUUAACCAAGAUGUAAAUUAUCAGCCUGAAUAUAACUUUGGAUAUGAAUACAAAUAUGACUUUGGUGAUAAACAUAUAUAUGCAGAUUAUCAACCUAAAUAUGAAGUUGAAUAUUAUCCUGGUGAUAAACAAUUUUUUAAUUAUCAGCUUGAAAGUGCCUUUGACUGUAAAUACAAACAAGAUUUUGGGGACAAACAAUAUGUGAAUUAUCAAACUAAACAUGAAGUUAUAUAUGAUCCUAAUGAUGGACAGCAUGUAAAUUAUCAGCCCAAAUGUGGCUACUGGGUUAUUGGGAUGAGGAACAGGGCCACACCUGCCCUGCAGAGAGAAAUCCAGCCAGAAGCUCAGGUGCAAGAGGAGCCCAUGAGGAGGGCUUUCUUUCCAUCAUGGGCAGCUUUUGCAAAAAUUCAGGUUCUCUUACUUUAUUCUGAAGGUGUGAGAACAAUUUUAAAUCGCAGAGUUGGAGAAAUUGAGAAGAAAACUCUGUCUUUGCUCUGGUGUCUGCUGAGAGGAGGAGCUCGAGAGCUGCAAAAGGACAGGGAGCAGGGAAUCGUGGUCUUUGGUGUACGGACAGACAGACUCAGCAUCACAGCAACAAUGGCCUCAUCAGUCCUGGGGAUGAUCAAGGAGGAGGUGACCUGUCCUAUCUGCCUAGAGCUUCUGAAAGAACCUGUGAAUGCCGAUUGUGGUCACAUCUUCUGCCAAGCCUGCAUCACUCUGAACUAUGAGUCCAGCAAAGGCAAAGAAGGGGAAGGCAUCUGUCCUGUGUGCCGAGUGAGUUACCUGUUUGGGAAUCUGAGGCCUAUUCGACAUGUGGCCAACAUAGUGGAGAGGCUCAAGGAGUUCAAGUCCAGCCCAGAGGAGGAACAGAAGGUCAAUGUCUGUGCACAACAUGGAGAGAAACUCCAGCUUUUCUGUGAGAAGGACAUGGUGGCCAUCUGCUGGCUUUGUGAGAGAUCUCAGGAACACCGAGGUCACCAAACAGCUCUCAUUGAAGAGGUGGCCAUUAAGUACAAGGGAAUGCUCCAGGCUGCCCUGGAGAUGCAGAUGGCUAAUGAGAAAAGAUGUGACCAGUGGGAAGAUGACCUUCAAAAGGAGAGAACUUCCUGGGAGAACGAAAUACAGAGUGAGGUAGAAAACGUUCAGAAGGAGUUUAAAGGACUGUGGGAAUUCCUGGACUCCAAGGAGAAGAAUGAGCUGCAGAAGCUGAUGAAAGAGAAGGAAGACAUUCUUAACAUCCUGGAAGAUUCUCAAACUGAGCUGGAGAAGCAGAGGGAAUCAGUGAAAGACCUCAUCUCAGAUUUGGAGCAUCGGUUGGAGUGCUCAACCAUGGAGAUGCUGCAGGGUGUGAAUUGGGUUUUAAUAAGGAGUCAGAACUUAAGACUGAAACAGCCCAAAAUGGUCCCAAGUAAACAGAGAAAGAUCUUCCGAGCUCCAGAUCUGAAAGGCAUGCUGCAAGUGUUUCAAGGGCUUCUGGAUGCCCAGCGCCACUGGGUUGACGUGACCCUGCCUCAACACAACAAUAAAAACAUUGUCAUUAACAGGAACAAAAGACAAAUACAACAUAGAAGUGGUUAUAGAAGAAAUUUGGAAGUUUCUGAGUCCUAUGAUUUAGGUGUCCUGGGGUAUCCAGUAAUGCGCUCAGGGAAACAUUACUGGGAAGUAGAUGUGUCUGGAUGUGAUGCCUGGCUCCUGGGAAUAAAUGAUGGAAGAUGUGCUCAACCCCAGCUUCCUUCAAUGAAUCAACAGAGCUUCAAAGACAAAUAUAAUUCUGUUGUUAACCAAGAUGUAAAUUAUAAGAAAAAAUAUGCUGUUAGCUUUGGAUCCAAAUCAUAUUUUGUUGAUAAACAGUCUGAGUAUGAAGCUAUAGGUAAUUCUGAUAAUAAACAGCAUGUAAAUUAUCAGCGCAAAUAUGGCUACUGGGUUAUAGGAAUGAGAAACAGGUCUGUAUAUAAUGCCUUUGAAGAGUGUUCUGUCACCCACAAUGCCAGUGUCUUGCUCCUCUCUCUGACUUGUCCUCCCACUCGUGUUGGAGUUUUCCUGGACCGUGAAGCUUGCACUCUCUCAUUUUAUGAUGUUUCCAACCAUGGAGCUCUCAUCUAUAGAUUCUGUGAACCAAACUUCCCUAAUGCCGUUUAUCCAUAUUUUAAUCCUAUGGAAUGUUCAGAGCCAUUGACAGUCUGUGGGCCGCCCUCCUAAGCCCUCACCCAUAUCUGCAUAGUGUCCCCAGGCCUGAUGUAUCUCACAUGUCUGAGCUCUGUGGGAUCAUUUUAACUUCUUUUUCUGUCUUUGCUUGCAGGGAACCAUCAAACUGCCUUGGCCUAGCUGCCUUGAGAGGCAUGAGUCAUGGGUUUUUCAUGUUAGAGUCUGUGGCUCCUGGGGUACACUUGGGAACAGCUCUUCAGUUCCCAAGAGAUGAGUGCACUCACUCAGGCAGUGAAACAUUAAGGCUAUAUUGCAUUCUCUGUUUGUUCCCCCUAGUAGUCAAGGAAGCAUGGAAAUUUGACAGGACAAUAGGUAUUAGACAUUAAUCUUGGGUACCCUGUAUAACUUGUAAACUUCAUUGUUUUCUGACAAGCAAACUGCAUUGAUCCUGGCAGUUGCCACUAUGAUCUGUUUCUGAUAAAGGUAUAAAAGUCUGAUUGUUCUCAAUAAAAUUUUCACAGCCUCCAUCUUGCUGUGGUCCCUCAA
Myodes glareolus (Bank vole) is the source of this 3956-nucleotide messenger RNA. Lineage: Eukaryota; Metazoa; Chordata; Mammalia; Rodentia; Cricetidae. The record is from RefSeq and is a predicted model, not a curated record.